AAAAUUAUUUCUUCCCCAAGAAAAGUUGUGGUCAAAUUGAGGUCAUUGCUGGAAGCAAGAAAAGUGGAAUGCCUAGGUAAAUAUCAUCACUUAAUUCAUUCACACUACACUGGACUUAAUUGAAUUAAAAGUGCUGGGGACGCUGCAAGAUGAACUAUCCUAGCCUAGAGGAACUACAGAUCUGAGAGGAUAUAUACUCAUUCAGACCUGUUUACCCUCCAACUCUUAAAAUCGUACAAUAUCAUGACGAAAUCGUUCAAUACAUUAUCUGAAUAGUAAAAAGAUAAACAUUAAAUAUAUAUAAUGUAUACACCUGAAAAUCAUACAUUGUAUGCCAAAAUUGUAAGAGUAAACAGGUCUCCCCCUCGCAGUAACAAAAUAACUUUUUAAUUCUAAAAUAGGUUAUUGUUCUAUUUUAGAGAAUGAUUUCAAACUGUCUUAGUUUUUCAGCUGAAUAAUUUAUAAAAAAAUUAUGGGUCAUUAAAUGUUCUGAAUAUCUCAAAAGCAAUGUAUUCCAAUAAAGUAAACAGUAAACUUUUUAACAAGCUUGUUACACCUAAUUUACAUUGAUUCAAGUUUUAUCAAAAAAAUUUUUUUAAGAAAUGGGAAAUAGUUAAUAAAGUUUACAAAAUUUUUUUUUUGAGAAGACCUGCUUGACAAAAAAUUAUAAUUUUUGGUAUAAUUUUUGGGGAGGGAUGUUAACACAGAUUUUUAUGUUACGGCACUGGUAAUUUUGACAUCUUAUACAAUCUUCAUUGUGCAGGGCAUGUCAGAACAGCGGUUGAAUACCUGUUGUGGGGACCUGCGACAUCAGAACUGCCUCUGUCACCAGUAGGAACUGCUCCCAAGCCAGCCGUGGGAGUGGCCGGCGCUGGAGGAGGGGGUGGGGCCAGCCGUGAGCAGGAGCUCUACGUGUGGCUGGAAAAGGAGAGGGUGUUGACCGUCGGGAGACUGGCGCGCAAUGUGUCAGGACUCGGGGCGGGUCUCAGUCUGGAAGAAUUCUACACACUUAAGUUUCUCCUCAAGUCCAGCGCCGCCUGCCUAGCGGAGAGCUUGAGGCGGCUGGCCCGCUGA
Molecule: messenger RNA, 1074 nt
Organism: Lymnaea stagnalis (great pond snail)
Lineage: Eukaryota; Metazoa; Mollusca; Gastropoda; Lymnaeidae
Source: the annotation of a GenBank genome assembly